Nelumbo nucifera (sacred lotus) is the source of this 1887-nucleotide messenger RNA. NCBI's taxonomy places the organism in Eukaryota, Viridiplantae, Streptophyta, Magnoliopsida, Proteales, Nelumbonaceae. The record is from RefSeq and is a predicted model, not a curated record.
AUGGAAAAUCGCCGGGUCUACAUCGUCCUCUUGGUAUGGCUGUUGGUGCAGGUAACGGAGGCAAGCCCACGGACUGAUAUUGUGGCGAGAAUAUGCGGGAAAAAACAUGCAAAGAAUUCUAAGGUUUACAUUAAGAACUUCUCAAAGGUUACACGUAUGAUUAGAGAUGACAUCCGUGACAACGGUUAUGCGACAGCGUCUACAGGGCAUCCUCCCAACCAGCUCCACCUCAUGGCUCAGUGCUUUUAUGAUCUCUCCACCGAUGACUGCCUUCUCUGCUUCGAUCGAUGCCUCGCCCUCCUCCCUGGAUGCUUUCCCAAAGUCUCCGGCCGUAUUUACCUUGACGGUUGUUUCAUGAGAGUUGACAAUUAUACCUUCUACAACGAGACCCUCCUAUCUUCAGACAAAACCGUAUGCGGGGCAGUGGAUAUGGAUACAGCACCGGAUUUUAUAUCCAUAACGCAGCGGGUGAUCAGAAAUGUGGCGUCGGAAGCGCCGAGCAACGAUGGGUUUGCCGGAGGUGGAUACGAUGGAUCACCCCUCUGUUCCUCAUACGCAUAUGCAAAUUGCUGGAAUACGCUGGACGAGGAGUCGUGUAAGUCUUGCCUGAGAAACGCCUCGGAUUCCAUUCUCAAUUGCCUGCCGUCGACGGAAGGCCGUGUGGCUAAUGCCGGCUGCUUCUUAAGAUACUCCAACUACCGUUUCUUCAACGACCCACAGUACUGCACCAUCACUGCUGCUACUGCCGUCAUCUGCGUCAUAACUGUCCUCAUCGGCCUCUGCAUGGGUAAAAUCGUCUACAAAGUCGUACAUAGGCAUAAAUCUCUUAAAGAAGUGGACAUAGAGUCUUCAAUGUUGACGAAGAGCUCCACUUUUAAGUACUCGACAUUGGAGAAGGCCUCAGACAACUUCAGUGAAGCUAACAAGCUUGGUUUUGGAGCAUAUGGCGACGUAUUCAAGGGAACAUUGGCAGAUGGUCGGGAAAUUGCGAUAAAGAGGCUGCAUAUAAGCCAUAAGCAUCAAAUGAAAGAAAUCCAAAACGAGAUGAAGAUCAUAACUGGUGUCCAGCACAAGAAUUUGGCUCGUUUCCUAGGCUGUUGCCUCACUACCCAACUUAGCCUUCUUAUUUAUGAAUUUGCCCCUAACAAAAGCCUCGAUUAUCUUCUAUUUGAUCCUGAGAGGAAGAAAGAAUUGGACUGGCCAAAAAGGCUGAAUAUAAUUAUAGGAACAGCAGAGGGUCUAGAAUACCUUCACACCAAUGAUGGCGUAACGAUUGUUCACAGGGACAUCAAGGCAAGUAAUAUCUUAUUAGACUUGCGUUACAGACCCAAGAUUGCAGAUUUCGGUCUGGCCAAGUUUUGUUGCGGUGAUGGAAUCAACGCAUGCCCUCUUAUUGAAGGCACAUUAGGGUAUAUGGCUCCCGAGUACCUUGCUCAUGGUCGUUUAACCGAGAAAGUAGAUGUUUACAGCUACGGAGUUUUGGUGCUUGAAAUCGUCAGCGGAGCGAGGAAUGGCAGUUUCCAGGCAGAUGAUCCCCUGCAUACUCUAGUUACCUCUACAUGGAAUCACUAUCAGUCGAAUACGGUAUGGGAAAUAGUAGAUGAAAGCUUGAAGGGUGAGGAGAAUAUAAAGGAGCAAGUGCAAAAGGUGGUUCAAGUGGGACUGUUGUGUACUCAAGAAUCUCCUGCAUUACGGCCUACCAUGACCAAGGUAACCUGCAUGCUUAAAGGGUUAGAGUUGGAUAUUCCUACGCCUUCCAAGCCUCCUUUUGUAUAUGAAUUCUCCCACGUUGUAACAGUCAGCCCAGACAGUCCUCACCAAUUAUCUAAUAAUUCUUUGUCUCAUUGUAAUCCUCCACCUCCACCACCACUUCCUCCUCCUUCAUAA